This is a messenger RNA of Aspergillus nomiae NRRL 13137, 1755 nucleotides long. Its product is annotated as aromatic amino acid ammonia-lyase. Gene Ontology annotation, molecular function: ammonia-lyase activity. The transcript is spliced from 6 exons. The record is from RefSeq and is a predicted model, not a curated record. Lineage: Eukaryota; Fungi; Ascomycota; Eurotiomycetes; Eurotiales; Aspergillaceae. Bases 1 to 1755 code for a protein of 584 amino acids.
AUGAGUGACUUCCAGACCCACCUGCAGACUGCAUAUCAGGCACGUCAACGCCUACAGAAUUUGCUGAAAGAUGGUACAUUUGACGUUGACGGAUCUAGCCUUGAUAUCUCUGCUAUAGUAGCAGUAGCAUAUUAUGGCUGCAUACCCAAGAUCACUACGGAUCCUGGUGUCCUUGAAAAGAUUGAAGCAAGCGUGCAGGUGCUGAAAGACCAUUUGGACAAGGGCUAUCACGUUUACGGUGUUAAUACUGGCUUCGGCGGCAGUGCUGAUUCUCGAACGGAUCGAGUGGUCGCAUUGCAAUCUGGACUCUCCCAGCUUCUGCAAGCAGGUGUGCUGGUCGCCUCAGAUAAAGAUACCAAUGUGGAUCUCGAGCGACAAGGUCGCCUGGAUUCACAUGCUGUGCCCGUUCCCUGGGUGCGAGCAGCCAUGUUGGUUCGAGAUGCACUUUUGUCUGCCGGUAUGGAGCCUCAAGUGCUAGGUCCUAAGGAGGGGUUAGGUCUGGUCAACGGCACUUCAUUCUCUGCAGCACUGUCGAGUCUCGUUAUGUACGAGACCCAUCAACUGGUCGUGCUAGUGCAGGCGAUCUCAGCUGUGGCUUUAGAAGCCUCAUGGGUAAUGCUGAGAGCUUCCAUCCCUUCAUCUCUGCUAUUCGGCCUCAUGACGGUCAAAUGGAAUGAUAGAUAUGCGCUUCGAUGUGUGCCUCAGUGGAUCGGACCUCAGCUGGAAGACCUCCUGCUCGCGCAUAAGCAAGUCACCGUUGAGCUUAACUCAACAACAGAUAACCCACUAAUAGACCCGGAGACCGGGGAUAUUCUCCACGGAGGCAACUUCCAAGCGGUUUCUGUUACUUCUGCUAUGGAAAAGACAAGAUCAUGCCUUCAGAUGUUUGGCAGGCUCCUCUUCUCACAGUCUACUGAACUUGUCGACCCAAGCGUCGAUAUCAGCAUGGCCUCAUACAUGGCAGAGUUGGCUUAUCUGGCCAACCCAGUGAGCUCGCACGUACAAGCAGCGGAAAUGCGCAACCAAUCAAUCAACUCCAUGGCUUUUGUAUCAAGUCGGUACACCAUGCAAGCAGUCGAAAUAGUGUCGCUCAUGUGCGCUUGUAGUCUGUACAUUGGAUGCCAGGCCCUGGAUCUCCGAGUACUACAUUUGACCUACCUCGAUAACGUCAAACCCCAACUCCAUCUGCUUACAUCGGAUCUCUUCUCCUCAUACCUAUCAGACUCAGAGCUUGCAAAUCUGACCGAAUCCCUAUGGGAAAAUAUCGCAAAAAGCUGGUCGACAACAACUCGUCAGGGUAUACCUGAGCGAGUGCAAGCAGCCGUUAAAGACGUUAUUCCUACACUACUAGAUAUUCUGAAAGAGAAGCGCGGCCCAGGCCUUUCGGAUCUGAAUCGAUGGGAAACCCAAGCUGCCGCCCUUCUCAACAAGACGUACCAGGAUACGGCAGACGCAUUCUUCAAUCAGCAAAAUACCGAAGAGUUCUUGGGCGCUGGUGCUAAGAUUCUUUACCGCACUGUUCGCCGAGAUCUCAACGUUCCUUUCCACUUGGGCUUCGUGGAGCACCCGACAGCUAACAAUGAUACCCUCAACGGUCGCUCGAAAAAGACCAUUGGAUCUUGGAUAUCAAUCAUCUAUGAGGCUAUUCGCGACGGCAGCUUAAUGGGUCCUUUUAUGGAAUCUCUUGCUUCAAAAAGCUCUAGUGCGGAUGACUCUUUGACAAAGAUAAGAAGUCUACGGAUGUCCCGACUUUAA